AUGGCUUCUCUGGGGGCUGUUCAUCCCUACCGGCAUCUGGUCCGUUCUGCCCGGACCGGUGUCCCCGUCGUCCCUCGACGAACCUUGACCUAUACCCCCGUCCGACGAGCCCAGGAGGACGAAACCUCGAACCCACCAAACAAUGCGGGUUCUGCUCCUCGCCAGUCCGCGUUGUCCUCGAUCAAGAACUUCUUCUUCGGCGGGAAGAAGUCCGAUGGACCCAAGGGCAAGAUCACGCGCCGUCCCGUAGCCCCCCAGAAGAGAGAGGGUUCCCUGAGUGCAGACUCCAUCUUCGCAGAGGACGAAGCCUCGCCCAAAUUGGUCGCCUCCGGACGAACGCCUGCUCGCCGACAACCCACCCAGCAGCCGGCAGAGGAGGAAGCCGAUGUGGAAUUGGAGGCACGGAACCGGUCAUUCAUGCAGGCCGUUCUCGAUCCUCGGCCACAGGCCCGUAUCCGAUGGGAACGCAAGAUGGUUGCCCGCACCAUUCGCCGUCGGGGCCGUCUCACCAAGACGGAAGAGAUCCUGCGGUCAGAGCGAGAGUCGCUUUCCAAGUCGCACUGGUUCAAGACGUCCGUGAAGAAGUUGACUCCGCUGGCCCGCCAGAUUGCCGGAAAGAACAUCGAUGAGGCCAUUCUGCAGAUGCGCUUCAGCAAGAAGAAGGCGGCCAAGGAUGUCCUGGAACACCUUAAGCACGCCAAGAACGUUGCCAUUGUCAAUGCUGGUAUGGGGCUAGGCGCUGUCCAGGCUGCGGAUGGAGAAAAGCCCAAGCCCGUCACCGUCACGCUCAAGUCUGGUGAGCGCAAGGUCAUUAAGGAGCCGACCGACAUCUACGUUUCGCAGGCCUGGGUCAACCGGGGUCCUUUCGGAGUCGAGUACGACCACCGCGCCAGGGGAAACAUCAAUCUGAUGCGUCCACCGCACACCGGUCUGUCGGUUAUUUUGAAGGAAGAAAAGACCAGAAUUCGGGAGUGGAAGGAUCGCGAAGCCAAGGCAGGGCGCCAGCGCAAGUCCCAGCUGUGGACCCAGCUUCCGGAUCGAAAGAUCACCGCACAGAACCAGUACUACAGCUGGUGA
This is a messenger RNA of Paecilomyces variotii, 1077 nucleotides long. Its product is annotated as ribosomal protein L22/L17. The record is from RefSeq and is a predicted model, not a curated record. The coding region runs from base 1 to 1077 and encodes 358 amino acids. NCBI's taxonomy places the organism in Eukaryota, Fungi, Ascomycota, Eurotiomycetes, Eurotiales, Thermoascaceae. The transcript is spliced from 2 exons. Gene Ontology annotation, cellular component: ribosome; mitochondrial large ribosomal subunit. Gene Ontology annotation, molecular function: structural constituent of ribosome. Gene Ontology annotation, biological process: ribosome assembly; translation.